GGCGAAAGCGCAUCUGAAACCUACGUCCUGGAGAGAACUGGGAAUUGGGAUGGAUGACAACGUAAUUAAUAUAAUGACGACCAACGUAGUGGUGCCAUAUGUAUAUACUUCUGUUAGAUGUAAAGGGUCAUCACAACAAAAGCCCCAUCAACCUGUAUGCAUCGGCAAAUGGAAAUGUAUGCCUUGUUUUAUUGCGUUGAACUAACAAAGUUGCUUGUUUUUACUGGCAGUCUAGCACUCAGGAAUUGAUGGAUUCCCUUAAAAUCUCAGAGCAACCAGGCAUUCUUUCUGGCUCCUCUCUAACUAAGCUUCUCACGUCAUAAUGGUAAUAAAUAAUUUUUAAAAUCUCAUUGCAGUUUCCUCCAUCAAAUUUAUUGCAAGAAAACAAUGGGUUGUGGCCGGGGCAGAUGAUGGUAUCGUUUAUGUGUACAAAUGUGUCUCCGGAACACGCAUGCAAAAGAUCAAGAGUUUCCAUGCUGAUUUUCGUUACAUUAUCCCCCUAGCCGUUCAUCCAAUCCAGCCAUGUGUGCUGUCAUCGGGGAAGCUCUGGGACUGGAACAAGGGCUGGAAGUGCACACGAACAUUUGCCACUAGCAGCGUUAUAUUUCAGGUCAUGUUUAACCAAGAGGACACCAAUAGUUUUGCGGCCGCGUUGCAAGAUGGCACAAUAGAGGUUUGGAGCCUCGAUUCUCCUGUACGAAAUUAUACUCUGUCGGGGCAUUUGGACCAAGUGAACUGUCUUGACUUUUUCAGACGUGAUAAUCAUCAGUAUUUGAUCACUGGCUCUAAUGAUUGUACAGCCAAGAUAUGGGACUUGCAGGAAAUGGCCUGCAUUCAUACGGUCGAAGCUAUCAUGUCACCAGUUAUUUUUGCCAUUUCCCUUCCCGGUCGUCCAUAUCUGGUUACAGGUUCAAAACAUAGAACUGUCCAAGUCUGGAGCUCCACUGAUUUCAGGCUUGUGAGAACCGUUAACCUACAGGCUGGUGGACCUGUUCGUGGUCUUGUAUGUUUGAUGGAUUCAAGGAGGGUUGCUAUUGGACAAAGCAAUUCAUUAUCGAUCAUGGAAAUCGACGAUGAAGAAGCAGUUGCUAGCGAGGGCAGCAAAUGAGAAUUCCAUUGUGUGCAAGGAAAUCCAUGAUCCCGUACCCUCAAAAAAAAAUCCAUGAUCCCUGUGCCAACAUGGCUGAUCGAUGAAUUCUUUCGAUUUGGUAUUAGUGGAUACACAUUUAUAUUGUUGACUCCGUUUUCUGCUAAUGCUCGGGCGUAGAAAAACUAUAUGAUGUACUCUAUCG
This is a messenger RNA of Triticum aestivum (bread wheat), 1292 nucleotides long. RefSeq names its product putative coatomer subunit beta'-3. Gene Ontology annotation, biological process: intra-Golgi vesicle-mediated transport; retrograde vesicle-mediated transport, Golgi to endoplasmic reticulum; endoplasmic reticulum to Golgi vesicle-mediated transport. Bases 452 to 1108 code for a protein of 218 amino acids. Lineage: Eukaryota; Viridiplantae; Streptophyta; Magnoliopsida; Poales; Poaceae. The transcript is spliced from 5 exons. The record is from RefSeq and is a predicted model, not a curated record. Gene Ontology annotation, molecular function: protein binding. Gene Ontology annotation, cellular component: COPI vesicle coat.